AUGACUUCCACCAAAGAAGGACACAUACAGUGGAUCGAGGGACUCCGUGGCAUCGCGUCAACGCUGGUGUGGAUCGCCCAUGUCACACGUGCCUUUGAUCUUGAUCUCUACUCACCAGUCUCAGGUGAAGGAUUGACACCACGACUCCUCCAACUCCCUUUCCUUCGUAUAAUGAUCCAGGGCCGACUUGGCGUCAUUAUCUUCAUCUAUGUCACUGGCUACGUAUGUGCACUAAAGCCGCUGGCGCUCUUUCGACGGGGCAAUUAUGAAGCAGGCUGGAGUUGCGUUUCCAAGUCAGCUCUUCGGCGGCUUCCACGCUUGUUGUAUCCAAGUGCCGUUGCCACUAUCAUAGCGUGGACUGCGACACAGCUGGGACUCUUUGAGGCUGCAGAGAUGACCAACAGCUACUAUCUGACUCAGACAGUACAGGACAAGUUACCGCUAUCUUCAGCUGUCAGACAACUCUUUGCCAAUAUCUUCAACACGUGGACCGGAGCCGGAAAUAAGUACGACGUCCACCAGGGAACGCUUUUUGUACUCUUUAAGGGCGGAAUGUUCGUGCUUCUGUUCAUCACUGCGACUGCAAAGGUCCAAGCAAAGUUCAGAAUGGGUGCAUCCCUACUUCUAUGGGGCUACCUUUGGGCCUGCGGAAGGCCAUACUUCAUGCAAUUCUGGUGGGGAGUCUUUAUGAACGAUUUGCACAACUCUAGACUGUCUCAGCGUAUCUCAUGGAGCAAGUCUCGGUACAUUCCCUUUCUCGGCUUCUUGUCAGUAGCAGUCGGUCUGUUCAUUGCAUCAUAUCCCGAAAGCCGCAUUGAACUGGCUUCAUGGUCACGCUGGCAAGAUCAAAUCCUAUCAGCAAUUGUCCCCAAGGACUCCGAAUUUCCGAAAUUCGCAUCAUCAUUCGGGUUCUGCCUUUUGACAAUUGGCGGAGCCCUACUCCCUGGAUAUACGGACAUUCUAUCCCAUCGCGUCCUGGUAUGGCUUGGGAAACGGUCUUUUGCAGUGUAUCUUCUUCACGGCACGCUACUAAGAUGGUUACUCACAUGGAUGGUGUAUGGAACUGCUCCAUCACCCAAUCUACAGAUUCAGAAACCAGAAGGCGCUUCUCCAAAACUUGAAUAUGCGGGUAAUACGUGGUUACUCUUCUGCCUACCGGCUUGGCUUGGGGUUUUAUACGGACUUGCUGAGAUCUGGACAAGAUACGUUGAUACAGCAGCUGAACGGUUCACCAAUCAACUCGUUUCUCACACACGACAGGAGGAAAUCAAGGGCUUUUCACUUGUCUAA
Molecule: messenger RNA, 1290 nt
Organism: Fusarium fujikuroi IMI 58289
Lineage: Eukaryota; Fungi; Ascomycota; Sordariomycetes; Hypocreales; Nectriaceae
Product: related to hard surface induced protein 3
Exons: 3
Coding region: 1-1290 (429 amino acids)
Biological process (GO): polysaccharide biosynthetic process
Cellular component (GO): membrane
Molecular function (GO): acyltransferase activity, transferring groups other than amino-acyl groups
Source: RefSeq, a predicted model, not a curated record